AUGACGUUGCUCAAGCGCGCCAUCAACGCGGCCACCAUCAAGGGCUCUGAGCGUCGACCUGGCGAAUCGCGUGGCAAUGCCCUGCUUCGCAACGCCGAUUUGCUCCCCGUUCCGCCUGAGCGCCGUACUUGGGGCUGGAUCGAUUUCACCGCCUUCUGGAUCUCUGAUGGUCUCAAUCUCAACACGUUUAUGAUUGCUUCAACCGCCGUAUCUGCGGGUCUCACUUGGUCGCAGGCUUGGGCCGCCAUCAUCGUAGGUUACUUUUGCGUGGCGUUUUUGGUAGUUAUGACGGCUCGAAUCGGUGCGGUCUACCAUGUCUCGUUUCCGAUCCUGGCGCGCAGUACGUUUGGUGUGUGGGGCGCGAUCUGGCCGAUUAUCAACCGCUCGGCGAUGGCUUGCAUCUGGUACGGUGUACAGGCAUACAUCGGUGGACAGUGUGUCACGUUGGUAAUCGAGAGCAUGUUCCCCAGCUACGCGAGGAUGCCCAACCAUCUCCCCGAAAGCGCGGGCGUUACGAGCCAACAGUUCCUGUCGUUCUUCCUGUUUUCGCUCAUCUCGAUCCCAUUGGUGAUUACGCACCCUACAAAGAUUCGGCUGUUCUUCAACUUCAAGUCGAUCGUGGUGCCGAUCGCGGCGAUUGCCUUUUUCGCAUGGUCGGUCGCUGACGCCAAGGGUCUUGGACCCAUCGUGCAUCAGUCCGCCACUUUGAAAGGAUCCAAGUUCUCGUGGACGUUUGUCGCCUCGCUCAUGUCGUGCAUCUCCAACAUGGCUACGCUCGUUCUCAACAUCCCCGACAUUUCCAGAAUGGCCAAGAACAAGACUUCAGUCAAGUGGUCGCAGCUGUUGGCGAUUCCUCUGACGUUUUCGUUGACGAGCUUCUUGGGCAUCAUCAUUGCCAGUUCAAGCCAGGUCAUCUAUGGCAAACUCAUCUGGAACCCCGUGGAUCUGCUCGGUCAGAGGCUCAAGAUGGACCCCUACGAUUCCAAGGCGAGGGCAGGCGUGUUCUUUAUUGCUUUUGCUUUCAUCAUUGGACAGAUUGGUGUCAACAUUGCUGCGAAUUCGCUCUCGGCGGGUCACGACCUGGCGGCGGCGUGUCCUCGCUACAUCAAUAUCCGUCGGGGUAGCUUGGUGGCGGCGGCGGUGGGCUUUGCCAUGUGUCCGUGGAACCUGCUCAAGGACAGCAACAACUUUGCCACGUACCUGUCGGCCUACUCGCUCUUCCUCUCGAGUCUGAGCGGAACCAUGAUGGCGGACUACUACAUUGUCAAGCGCGGCAAGCUCGAUAUGCCGUCGCUCUUCUCGGCGAGCUCGGGCAAGUCGGACACCACCGUUCCGCACAUGUACCACUACUGGAACGGUAUCAAUGUGCGCGCGUUUGUGGCGUACAUUGCCGGUAUCGCCAUGACGGUGGCAGGCUUUGCCGGCGUGCUGGGCGCAGAGGUCUCGCUCACCGCGCAGAGGAUGUACAUCCUGGCUUACCCGAUUGGAUUCCUCGUGGCAGGCAUGGUGUAUGUGGCACUGUGCGAGGUGUUCCCGGUCCCUGGAGGUGUGUCGGUGCGGGAGCACAGGCAAUUCUUGGAGCCCGAAAGCUGGGAGGCCGAUAUGUGGCACGGUUCCGAAAUGCCCGUCGACGACGCUGACGCUUUGCACACCGCCAGCGACAUUGAGAAGGGCUCGGAUUACAAGGCCGAUGUCUCCACCGCUCAGCAACAGCAAGUCUCGAGCUCGGACUACUAUCUGCAGAAAUGA
Messenger RNA from Mycosarcoma maydis (corn smut), 1749 nucleotides. Its product is annotated as putative uracil permease. NCBI's taxonomy places the organism in Eukaryota, Fungi, Basidiomycota, Ustilaginomycetes, Ustilaginales. Bases 1 to 1749 code for a protein of 582 amino acids. Gene Ontology annotation, biological process: transmembrane transport; nucleobase transport. The record is from RefSeq and is a predicted model, not a curated record. Gene Ontology annotation, molecular function: nucleobase transmembrane transporter activity. Gene Ontology annotation, cellular component: plasma membrane. The transcript has a single exon.